AUGAAUAAUUAUCUGUCCUUUCUCUUCGUGACGCUUAUGAGUGCCUUCAUUUAUACAUGUUACCUGUGUGAGUGCUCCAGCCGCCCUCAUGGCACCGCCACUCGCACCUGCAGACACGUGCACAUAAACGAGCACACAAUCGUCCACACAAACGUGCACAUAAACGAGCACACAAUCGUCCACACAAACGUGCACAUAAACGAGCACACAAUCGUCCACACAAACGUGCACAUAAACGAGCACACAAUCGUCCACACAAACGUGCACAUAAACGAGCACACAAUCGUCCACACAAACGUGCACAUAAACGAGCACACAAUCGUCCACACAAACGUGCACAUAAACGAGCACACAAUCGUCCACACAAACGUGCACAUAAACGAGCACACAAUCGUCCACACAAACGUGCACAUAAACGAGCACACAAUCGUCCACACAAACGUGCACAUAAACGAGCACACAAUCGUCCACACAAACGUGCACAUAAACGAGCACACAAUCGUCCACACAAACGUGCACAUAAACGAGCACACAAUCGUCCACACAAACGUGCACAUAAACGAGCACACAAUCGUCCACACAAACGUGCACAUAAACGAGCACACAAUCGUCCACACAAACGUGCACAUAAACGAGCACACAAUCGUCCACACAAACGUGCACAUAAACGAGCACACAAUCGUCCACACAAACGUGCACAUAAACGAGCACACAAUCGUCCACACAAACGUGCACAUAAACGAGCACACAAUCGUCCACACAAACGUGCACAUAAACGAGCACACAAUCGUCCACACAAACGUGCACAUAAACGAGCACACAAUCGUCCACACAAACGUGCACAUAAACGAGCACACAAUCGUCCACACAAACGUGCACAUAAACGAGCACACAAUCGUCCACACAAACGUGCACAUAAACGAGCACACAAUCGUCCACACAAACGUGCACAUAAACGAGCACACAAUCGUCCACACAAACGUGCACAUAAACGAGCACACAAUCGUCCACACAAACGUGCACAUAAACGAGCACACAAUCGUCCACACAAACGUGCACAUAAACGAGCACACAAUCGUCCACACAAACGUGCACAUAAACGAGCACACAAUCGUCCACACAAACGUGCACAUAAACGAGCACACAAUCGUCCACACAAACGUGCACAUAAACGAGCACACAAUCGUCCACACAAACGUGCACAUAAACGAGCACACAAUCGUCCACACAAACGUGCACAUAAACGAGCACACAAUCGUCCACACAAACGUGCACAUAAACGAGCACACAAUCGUCCACACAAACGUGCACAUAAACGAGCACACAAUCGUCCACACAAACGUGCACAUAAACGAGCACACAAUCGUCCACACAAACGUGCACAUAAACGAGCACACAAUCGUCCACACAAACGUGCACAUAAACGAGCACACAAUCGUCCACACAAACGUGCACAUAAACGAGCACACAAUCGUCCACACAAACGUGCACAUAAACGAGCACACAAUCGUCCACACAAACGUGCACAUAAACGAGCACACAAUCGUCCACACAAACGUGCACAUAAACGAGCACACAAUCGUCCACACAAACGUGCACAUAAACGAGCACACAAUCGUCCACACAAACGUGCACAUAAACGAGCACACAAUCGUCCACACAAACGUGCACAUAAACGAGCACACAAUCGUCCACACAAACGUGCACAUAAACGAGCACACAAUCGUCCACACAAACGUGCACAUAAACGAGCACACAAUCGUCCACACAAACGUGCACAUAAACGAGCACACAAUCGUCCACACAAACGUGCACAUAAACGAGCACACAAUCGUCCACACAAACGUGCACAUAAACGAGCACACAAUCGUCCACACAAACGUGCACAUAAACGAGCACACAAUCGUCCACACAAACGUGCACAUAAACGAGCACACAAUCGUCCACACAAACGUGCACAUAAACGAGCACACAAUCGUCCACACAAACGUGCACAUAAACGAGCACACAAUCGUCCACACAAACGUGCACAUAAACGAGCACACAAUCGUCCACACAAACGUGCACAUAAACGAGCACACAAUCGUCCACACAAACGUGCACAUAAACGAGCACACAAUCGUCCACACAAACGUGCACAUAAACGAGCACACAAUCGUCCACACAAACGUGCACAUAAACGAGCACACAAUCGUCCACACAAACGUGCACAUAAACGAGCACACAAUCGUCCACACAAACGUGCACAUAAACGAGCACACAAUCGUCCACACAAACGUGCACAUAAACGAGCACACAAUCGUCCACACAAACGUGCACAUAAACGAGCACACAAUCGUCCACACAAACGUGCACAUAAACGAGCACACAAUCGUCCACACAAACGUGCACAUAAACGAGCACACAAUCGUCCACACAAACGUGCACAUAAACGAGCACACAAUCGUCCACACAAACGUGCACAUAAACGAGCACACAAUCGUCCACACAAACGUGCACAUAAACGAGCACACAAUCGUCCACACAAACGUGCACAUAAACGAGCACACAAUCGUCCACACAAACGUGCACAUAAACGAGCACACAAUCGUCCACACAAACGUGCACAUAAACGAGCACACAAUCGUCCACACAAACGUGCACAUAAACGAGCACACAAUCGUCCACACAAACGUGCACAUAAACGAGCACACAAUCGUCCACACAAACGUGCACAUAAACGAGCACACAAUCGUCCACACAAACGUGCACAUAAACGAGCACACAAUCGUCCACACAAACGUGCACAUAAACGAGCACACAAUCGUCCACACAAACGUGCACAUAAACGAGCACACAAUCGUCCACACAAACGUGCACAUAAACGAGCACACAAUCGUCCACACAAACGUGCACAUAAACGAGCACACAAUCGUCCACACAAACGUGCACAUAAACGAGCACACAAUCGUCCACACAAACGUGCACAUAAACGAGCACACAAUCGUCCACACAAACGUGCACAUAAACGAGCACACAAUCGUCCACACAAACGUGCACAUAAACGAGCACACAAUCGUCCACACAAACGUGCACAUAAACGAGCACACAAUCGUCCACACAAACGUGCACAUAAACGAGCACACAAUCGUCCACACAAACGUGCACAUAAACGAGCACACAAUCGUCCACACAAACGUGCACAUAAACGAGCACACAAUCGUCCACACAAACGUGCACAUAAACGAGCACACAAUCGUCCACACAAACGUGCACAUAAACGAGCACACAAUCGUCCACACAAACGUGCACAUAAACGAGCACACAAUCGUCCACACAAACGUGCACAUAAACGAGCACACAAUCGUCCACACAAACGUGCACAUAAACGAGCACACAAUCGUCCACACAAACGUGCACAUAAACGAGCACACAAUCGUCCACACAAACGUGCACAUAAACGAGCACACAAUCGUCCACACAAACGUGCACAUAAACGAGCACACAAUCGUCCACACAAACGUGCACAUAAACGAGCACACAAUCGUCCACACAAACGUGCACAUAAACGAGCACACAAUCGUCCACACAAACGUGCACAUAAACGAGCACACAAUCGUCCACACAAACGUGCACAUAAACGAGCACACAAUCGUCCACACAAACGUGCACAUAAACGAGCACACAAUCGUCCACACAAACGUGCACAUAAACGAGCACACAAUCGUCCACACAAACGUGCACAUAAACGAGCACACAAUCGUCCACACAAACGUGCACAUAAACGAGCACACAAUCGUCCACACAAACGUGCACAUAAACGAGCACACAAUCGUCCACACAAACGUGCACAUAAACGAGCACACAAUCGUCCACACAAACGUGCACAUAAACGAGCACACAAUCGUCCACACAAACGUGCACAUAAACGAGCACACAAUCGUCCACACAAACGUGCACAUAAACGAGCACACAAUCGUCCACACAAACGUGCACAUAAACGAGCACACAAUCGUCCACACAAACGUGCACAUAAACGAGCACACAAUCGUCCACACAAACGUGCACAUAAACGAGCACACAAUCGUCCACACAAACGUGCACAUAAACGAGCACACAAUCGUCCACACAAACGUGCACAUAAACGAGCACACAAUCGUCCACACAAACGUGCACAUAAACGAGCACACAAUCGUCCACACAAACGUGCACAUAAACGAGCACACAAUCGUCCACACAAACGUGCACAUAAACGAGCACACAAUCGUCCACACAAACGUGCACAUAAACGAGCACACAAUCGUCCACACAAACGUGCACAUAAACGAGCACACAAUCGUCCACACAAACGUGCACAUAAACGAGCACACAAUCGUCCACACAAACGUGCACAUAAACGAGCACACAAUCGUCCACACAAACGUGCACAUAAACGAGCACACAAUCGUCCACACAAACGUGCACAUAAACGAGCACACAAUCGUCCACACAAACGUGCACAUAAACGAGCACACAAUCGUCCACACAAACGUGCACAUAAACGAGCACACAAUCGUCCACACAAACGUGCACAUAAACGAGCACACAAUCGUCCACACAAACGUGCACAUAAACGAGCACACAAUCGUCCACACAAACGUGCACAUAAACGAGCACACAAUCGUCCACACAAACGUGCACAUAAACGAGCACACAAUCGUCCACACAAACGUGCACAUAAACGAGCACACAAUCGUCCACACAAACGUGCACAUAAACGAGCACACAAUCGUCCACACAAACGUGCACAUAAACGAGCACACAAUCGUCCACACAAACGUGCACAUAAACGAGCACACAAUCGUCCACACAAACGUGCACAUAAACGAGCACACAAUCGUCCACACAAACGUGCACAUAAACGAGCACACAAUCGUCCACACAAACGUGCACAUAAACGAGCACACAAUCGUCCACACAAACGUGCACAUAAACGAGCACACAAUCGUCCACACAAACGUGCACAUAAACGAGCACACAAUCGUCCACACAAACGUGCACAUAAACGAGCACACAAUCGUCCACACAAACGUGCACAUAAACGAGCACACAAUCGUCCACACAAACGUGCACAUAAACGAGCACACAAUCGUCCACACAAACGUGCACAUAAACGAGCACACAAUCGUCCACACAAACGUGCACAUAAACGAGCACACAAUCGUCCACACAAACGUGCACAUAAACGAGCACACAAUCGUCCACACAAACGUGCACAUAAACGAGCACACAAUCGUCCACACAAACGUGCACAUAAACGAGCACACAAUCGUCCACACAAACGUGCACAUAAACGAGCACACAAUCGUCCACACAAACGUGCACAUAAACGAGCACACAAUCGUCCACACAAACGUGCACAUAAACGAGCACACAAUCGUCCACACAAACGUGCACAUAAACGAGCACACAAUCGUCCACACAAACGUGCACAUAAACGAGCACACAAUCGUCCACACAAACGUGCACAUAAACGAGCACACAAUCGUCCACACAAACGUGCACAUAAACGAGCACACAAUCGUCCACACAAACGUGCACAUAAACGAGCACACAAUCGUCCACACAAACGUGCACAUAAACGAGCACACAAUCGUCCACACAAACGUGCACAUAAACGAGCACACAAUCGUCCACACAAACGUGCACAUAAACGAGCACACAAUCGUCCACACAAACGUGCACAUAAACGAGCACACAAUCGUCCACACAAACGUGCACAUAAACGAGCACACAAUCGUCCACACAAACGUGCACAUAAACGAGCACACAAUCGUCCACACAAACGUGCACAUAAACGAGCACACAAUCGUCCACACAAACGUGCACAUAAACGAGCACACAAUCGUCCACACAAACGUGCACAUAAACGAGCACACAAUCGUCCACACAAACGUGCACAUAAACGAGCACACAAUCGUCCACACAAACGUGCACAUAAACGAGCACACAAUCGUCCACACAAACGUGCACAUAAACGAGCACACAAUCGUCCACACAAACGUGCACAUAAACGAGCACACAAUCGUCCACACAAACGUGCACAUAAACGAGCACACAAUCGUCCACACAAACGUGCACAUAAACGAGCACACAAUCGUCCACACAAACGUGCACAUAAACGAGCACACAAUCGUCCACACAAACGUGCACAUAAACGAGCACACAAUCGUCCACACAAACGUGCACAUAAACGAGCACACAAUCGUCCACACAAACGUGCACAUAAACGAGCACACAAUCGUCCACACAAACGUGCACAUAAACGAGCACACAAUCGUCCACACAAACGUGCACAUAAACGAGCACACAAUCGUCCACACAAACGUGCACAUAAACGAGCACACAAUCGUCCACACAAACGUGCACAUAAACGAGCACACAAUCGUCCACACAAACGUGCACAUAAACGAGCACACAAUCGUCCACACAAACGUGCACAUAAACGAGCACACAAUCGUCCACACAAACGUGCACAUAAACGAGCACACAAUCGUCCACACAAACGUGCACAUAAACGAGCACACAAUCGUCCACACAAACGUGCACAUAAACGAGCACACAAUCGUCCACACAAACGUGCACAUAAACGAGCACACAAUCGUCCACACAAACGUGCACAUAAACGAGCACACAAUCGUCCACACAAACGUGCACAUAAACGAGCACACAAUCGUCCACACAAACGUGCACAUAAACGAGCACACAAUCGUCCACACAAACGUGCACAUAAACGAGCACACAAUCGUCCACACAAACGUGCACAUAAACGAGCACACAAUCGUCCACACAAACGUGCACAUAAACGAGCACACAAUCGUCCACACAAACGUGCACAUAAACGAGCACACAAUCGUCCACACAAACGUGCACAUAAACGAGCACACAAUCGUCCACACAAACGUGCACAUAAACGAGCACACAAUCGUCCACACAAACGUGCACAUAAACGAGCACACAAUCGUCCACACAAACGUGCACAUAAACGAGCACACAAUCGUCCACACAAACGUGCACAUAAACGAGCACACAAUCGUCCACACAAACGUGCACAUAAACGAGCACACAAUCGUCCACACAAACGUGCACAUAAACGAGCACACAAUCGUCCACACAAACGUGCACAUAAACGAGCACACAAUCGUCCACACAAACGUGCACAUAAACGAGCACACAAUCGUCCACACAAACGUGCACAUAAACGAGCACACAAUCGUCCACACAAACGUGCACAUAAACGAGCACACAAUCGUCCACACAAACGUGCACAUAAACGAGCACACAAUCGUCCACACAAACGUGCACAUAAACGAGCACACAAUCGUCCACACAAACGUGCACAUAAACGAGCACACAAUCGUCCACACAAACGUGCACAUAAACGAGCACACAAUCGUCCACACAAACGUGCACAUAAACGAGCACACAAUCGUCCACACAAACGUGCACAUAAACGAGCACACAAUCGUCCACACAAACGUGCACAUAAACGAGCACACAAUCGUCCACACAAACGUGCACAUAAACGAGCACACAAUCGUCCACACAAACGUGCACAUAAACGAGCACACAAUCGUCCACACAAACGUGCACAUAAACGAGCACACAAUCGUCCACACAAACGUGCACAUAAACGAGCACACAAUCGUCCACACAAACGUGCACAUAAACGAGCACACAAUCGUCCACACAAACGUGCACAUAAACGAGCACACAAUCGUCCACACAAACGUGCACAUAAACGAGCACACAAUCGUCCACACAAACGUGCACAUAAACGAGCACACAAUCGUCCACACAAACGUGCACAUAAACGAGCACACAAUCGUCCACACAAACGUGCACAUAAACGAGCACACAAUCGUCCACACAAACGUGCACAUAAACGAGCACACAAUCGUCCACACAAACGUGCACAUAAACGAGCACACAAUCGUCCACACAAACGUGCACAUAAACGAGCACACAAUCGUCCACACAAACGUGCACAUAAACGAGCACACAAUCGUCCACACAAACGUGCACAUAAACGAGCACACAAUCGUCCACACAAACGUGCACAUAAACGAGCACACAAUCGUCCACACAAACGUGCACAUAAACGAGCACACAAUCGUCCACACAAACGUGCACAUAAACGAGCACACAAUCGUCCACACAAACGUGCACAUAAACGAGCACACAAUCGUCCACACAAACGUGCACAUAAACGAGCACACAAUCGUCCACACAAACGUGCACAUAAACGAGCACACAAUCGUCCACACAAACGUGCACAUAAACGAGCACACAAUCGUCCACACAAACGUGCACAUAAACGUGCACGCGUUUCCCCCUUUUUGCAUUUCCCCGGAGAGACUUCAUCACAACUGA
Messenger RNA from Plasmodium fragile, 8391 nucleotides. RefSeq lists its product as uncharacterized. NCBI's taxonomy places the organism in Eukaryota, Apicomplexa, Aconoidasida, Haemosporida, Plasmodiidae. The transcript has 2 exons. Bases 1 to 8391 code for a protein of 2796 amino acids. The record is from RefSeq and is a predicted model, not a curated record.